This is a messenger RNA of Geodia barretti, 482 nucleotides long. The record is from the annotation of a GenBank genome assembly. NCBI's taxonomy places the organism in Eukaryota, Metazoa, Porifera, Demospongiae, Tetractinellida, Geodiidae.
CAUAUUUUCACAGGUUGAUAGCAUCGUACGCGGCUUAUAGUAUAAUAAUUAUGUCUACAGUUUGACCUAGACUUUUCUUUCUCUCUUUGUCUGUUUUGGUGUCGGAGGAUUGAUUGCGUCCGACUUCCAAUCGAUCUAGCUACCUAGUACUGCACCCCUUAGCUACCACUCCAUACUGAGUCGACAGCAAAUGCCGGCGUUACUCGGUGUCUGCCGUGAAGAUCAAAUCAACAGUGGCAGUUGCUAAAACCUACACAGCUAUUCUGUUUAAAGUUGUCCGUUCCCAGAUGUGGAUCAUUAAUCACUUUAAUACCUUCAUGGUUGGCAUACCGGAGCUUUCACCCUCACACACACUGACACUGUGGAAAGAGGCGGAUGUCCACAUUCACCAUGACUCCAGGUGUAGGAAUCGGAAUGCUAAUGAGGGCAGGAGGACUUCCUUGUGGACACAAGGUCUCGGGACGUGGUGUUUUAAUACAUCC